Aplysia californica (California sea hare) is the source of this 8963-nucleotide messenger RNA. RefSeq lists its product as uncharacterized. Gene Ontology annotation, molecular function: scavenger receptor activity. Bases 288 to 8324 code for a protein of 2678 amino acids. The record is from RefSeq and is a predicted model, not a curated record. Lineage: Eukaryota; Metazoa; Mollusca; Gastropoda; Aplysiida; Aplysiidae. The transcript is spliced from 3 exons.
CAUUUCACUACUGGCUCCGGGACUGCAUGAUAAUGUAAUCUAGUUUUCUUCUUGGACACAAGGGGAAGAAUAAAGAGAAGGGCAAUCUAGAUAUAGUUUCAUAGUAAGUUAACUCCCUUGCCAUCAAAAGUGUGAGCAAUUUUCGUUCCUGAUACUGCAAGAGGAAAGCACUGCCGUAAUAAUAAGCUAAACAAUGUGUUUUAUGCGAUAGCUGAGAUAUUUCCACCUUGCAGAGGCUGAAAUUAGAACUGUUUCCCAUUUUUGCCGCAGAUUGUUUAUUGUUCAGGAUGGAUCGUGUUAGAUUUAUUUCUAUUCACUACUAUUCGGUGUCCAUCUUGAUGACAUUUACUUCUAUGGUGGGCUCAUCUUCUUGCCCGCCGGGUUACCUUCCCCCCGACUGUAGCACGAGAUGCCCGCCAGGUGUGUACGGCCCCAGCUGCGCCUCUGUCUGCUCCAGCAGUUGCGUGAACCGGGAGUGCGACUGGCUGUCCGGAGACUGCCACAAAUGUCGGCCAGGCUUCAGAGGGAGGAAGUGUCUAAGCAGGUGUGGACCUGGCUACUACGGGGACGGUUGUGGGAAACGUUGCUCUCCUCGCUGUCUGAGAAACAGCUGCGACCCUCACACGGGAUACUGCAACGGAUGUGCUCCUGGGUACCGAGGCAGCAAGUGUGAGAUCGUGCUUCUCAACGUCCCGACUCCUGGACCUUUUCACCGUGAGGGAGGUCGGUCUGGAGGUGGCGCGUUUGGCAGGAACGGAAGGAGGGGUUCCCCAAUGGAUGAGAAACAAUACACUGUGGCGUAUAUUCUUUUGUUAUCGCUGGCGUUUCUAGGCCCUGGGAUAAUGAUUCCGCUAGCCGUGUAUUUCCUGAAGUGGAAAAUGAAACACAUGGAGCGGGCAAAAACAAAGAACGUUUCUCGCAAAAAGACCAACCCUGUUUAUAAGAAUAACCAACGAACACUGCCGGGGCACACAUUUUUGUCAAAAGCUAGGAAUGGUCGACUUAAGCCCUCAAUCAACGAGUCCGAAAUCUUUAAAUCCGAUAAUCAGAAACUGACUGACCGAAAAAGGUACUUGGGUCCUUUGGAAAAGAACAAAGUAAAAGCUUUCUUUGGAGCAACAGGACUCGCAAGCAGUGUCCAAGAAUUAGACAGGCCGUCCAAAACUUCGAAGGGUCAGGAUUUAGAGAAAGGUGCAUCACAAAUCGUUUCCUCAGCAAAUGACGAGGGGGGUGAUCUUAUGCACAAUGAUGUAAACGUUCCCAAAGAUGAAAUGUUGGGAUCUCCUACACGGUAUCAUUUUCUGACGCAACAGACAUCAGUCACCUUGGAAACUGCUCAAAUUUUCUCCAGGAAUCUUUUCUUGGAAACACGGCAAGACUCUAGUAGUGACACUUCCCGUGGUGGAGGUGGUGUUGGUGGUGGUGAUGAUGGUGAUGGUGGUGGUGGUGAUGGUGGUAGUGAAGGUAGUAAUAGUGGUGGUGGAAGCAAUAAUAGUGGUGGUAGUGGUAGUGAUGUAGGUGGUGAUGAUAGUAGUGAGAAUGAGCAGGAUAGUGAUGUCAAUAUAGAGACCUACAACGGUGACAAAAUUUCACAACAUCGGUUUCACCCACCCAUCCCUGAUAAAGAAUCACCGAAUCAUACCCACAUUAGUCGCUGGAGCGACUUGGAUACGGCAGAGGUUCGACACCCACAGGCUGAGAAAAAGCAGAAGCAUCGUUUCGGUUUUAGACGACUAGCCCAACCUUUUAUCUCCCUGCAGUAUCUGACUAAGCGUAUUUUCUUCCGAAGAGCUACAACUACAAACGUCACGGAGCAUGUGGGGUGCGCUGAAAGUGAACGACCACUUGGAAGUCUCCCAGACAGUAAAUAUUUGGAGCCUGAAGGAGACCCAUUUGACCGUGUGUACAAGCCAACCACAAGGUCAAUCGUCAGUGGGACGAUACCUAGGGCUUGGUCCAGGGCACGUCUAACUUUUCUCACCAGUUCAUUAAGUCCACUUUUGUCAUUGCUCUCGUCUCAGAAACAGCGAUGGGGAGCAAUGGAUUCAACCGACGCGGGGUGCAACAGAGGUGGUGUUCUUGUUUCUGCUGUAGACCAAUUUGAAAAGAGCCCUGGAUUCCUGAAUAACAGUGUUGAAGCUAAUCUACAUCGACAGUGCGAACCCCUCGAAAUAGUUCAAGUGCAUUCGUCUGUUAGCGAUCCAAGCGGAAGCGGUGAAAACUCGACGAUGAAAAUAAGUCAGAGAUCUAGUGACGAAGGCAGAGUAAACGGUAUUGAACUUGCUGUUCUUGAUGAUAACAGUCGCACUAGCAAAUUCAAGCAGCUAACGUCACCUCAAGAACAGCUCCUUGUCGAAGAAAAUGAGACAGAUCGUUGUCGAGCAACUGACAAAUCCUCCAACAGACAGGACACGCUGGGAACUCCCGAUACGUCGCAUGGCUCCUGGUCAGAAAAGGAAUGCUUCUCUCAGGAUCAAACCAGUUCCAAUGAAGCAGCGCUUCGCACAGAACUGCAAGAAAAUUCUGGUUCUCGAGUAUAUGCAAAGACUCGGAAUUUAUAUUUAAAGGAAAACCAAUUAGAUGCCAAAACCUCAAGUCCAAAGCAGGUUUCAGACUUGACAAAUUCAGAAAACAGCAAUGAACCGUUUUGGAAAAUUUCUGAUAUUGGUCCAAUACCCGUCCCACUUGAAACGGGAAGUGAGCCCGAGGGGGUGGACAUUGUAAAUGUUGAUUCUGCCCCUGACAGCCUCAACCCCUCGUUCGCUCUCGGCACGUCUCAGCUACACUUAUUUACGCAGAAAGUAAAACCUCGAUCUUUGUGGCGAAGGGAACACCAGUACCACAGAGAAAUCCCCUCCAUUUAUCAAAGCGACGAGGAAGCAAAAAUCAAUGAAUUCUCAGUGUUGCCUGAGCAGAUUUUGCGUCCAACAUUCUCGGACUGUACAUCGACUUCCCCGUCACAGAUUUACGCAGAGACUCCAGCGUGUGGCAGUGAAUAUGUCCAUGAUACUGCAGAAGAAUUACGUCCAAAAUCUGGAAUCAGCGGUAAAGCGGUAUCCGAAUCCCGUAAGAUAUUAAAGACACCUAAUAUCCAAGAGCAAGCUCAUCCUUAUUCAUCUUCUCGAGCACAUCCAACUGGCGUGUGCAAUGCAUUACCAGGUGGGCAAAUUCUGCACCUGAGUGAAAAUGAAACCCGUUUUAAAAAUGCCAAAACGAAGACAGGCCACUCGAGUGGAUUCAGUCGUAGAACUCCCGAAAGUGGAACUAGAGAAGCUCGAAUUCGUCAAAGAAAUUCUAGGCGCUGCUCUAAUGUUGAGGGGCUGGAGAAAACAAGAAAAAGACUGGGAGUUGAAUUGUCUACAGAUCAGUUAGUGCAAAUCUGCGAGCUCUCGGAGAGCUCAUUCGGUCAGCAGCGAUUCUUAUCAAGCCCGAUAACAACACAUCCUCCGAACGUAGUAUGUUCUGGAAAAUGGACUUGGGCCUUCCAGAAAAAGCCGAAGCUCUUGGAUUUGCACGUAUCAGAGUCCACGUCGACUGCAGCUUUGAACAAAGCUGUUCUGAUAGCAGACAGGGCCUCUUCAAGUACAAACAUGCGUUUCGUGUCAUUGCAUCGAAAGCCAAAACAACUCGUCUCGAGCCCGUUAAAGUCCUCAUCACCCUCGACCCCAGGAUAUUCAGCUGGUUUGUCCGCGUCUGGUCGGUCAAAGAUGCUAUCCUCGUCACAUACGUCAAAGGAGAAUGACGCAAAGUCAGAUGCGUCGAUGUUUUGGCUUGAUAAGAAACGAGGUAGGACUGGAAGAGGCAGUCACCGCUCCAAAUAUUUGCUGAGAAAGUCAGCGAUGGAUCACCUCCUGGAGGGUAAGUCUGAACGGGAAGGACAAGGUCAAGGCGGAGUGAGUAGCGUCCCCGACUACUGUCAUCUAACCCAAAACAUCACACAGGUGAGACUGCGCCAAGGCAUUCACCGGUCGUACGUUGAGAGUUACGACAUACGCGGAAAGGCUCAAAGAGAAAAGCAGAAGCCGCCAAAACACCACAAGGCGUCGUCAGCGACUGUUGAGAUGGUGCACGUAGCUUCAGGGACAUCGGACGGUGGCAAGGUCAGGCUUGGUACACACCAUAACUGCAAGAAGUCUGGUAGUACGGACUUGGUCAUAGGCAAAAGUGAAAUCAAUGACCGUCUGGAAAUCAAAAAGAAGCCGACACCUGCCCCACGGCGGACAAUCAACAAAUUGAACAAGUGCCAACAAGUAAGGACAAAUCAUAAUGAAGCUGGACAACUCACACUAUCUCUGUCACAAAUUCAGAGAGAGGAACUGAAAAAUGCGGAUCCACAAAUAGCAGAGCCCCUUGGUGGAAACGCGGUAUCAGACACAGAGACUCGAAAGGGAGAUGGUGGUAUAAAAUUCGAACUUGAAAAUGUGAGUGAGCUUCCGAUAUUAAGCUCACGUGGUAACAGACCAAUUCCCAAACGGCGGAAGCUUGGUUCACGCUUGCCCUCGGCCGGAGCUGAGUCACGUGAUGAACUUUGUGGUAAAAAGCCAGCUGGGAUCAAUUCGGACCAUAAGUUCAAAAGUCGCCAAAACUCAAACUCUUCCCCUGUUCCUCCUUCUAAUUCACCGUCUCAAGCUGAAGGCUGUCGCACAUCAAGUGUUCCUGAUGUCACAUGCCCUGAGCAAAUUGAAUCUGAAAGAAUUAAAACACCUCUCAGUCUACCUUCAGCGAGUGAAACAUUUGCACGUAAAAAGAGGCGUUCUGGUGCUACUCCUAAAGCACCGAUUUCUUCUGAGAACGAGCCUUUCUCUGUCGAUUUAUCCUCGCCACCGUGCAGUAAAUCUACAAAGCCUUCUGGGCGAAAAGAAUCCGACCUGGUCUUUGACCCAUCACCGACGAGUGACAUGAUGCCUGAGGGUUGGGAGAACUCUUCUGCUAAGGAGGUGCCAAAAGUGCAAGCAAAUAGGAGCGGCUCAGUGUUACAGGGCCCUGAUCUUUGCAAAGUCGCCUCACAAAUGUGUGAAAGUGAAGCCUACCGUUCUGAUGGUUACGAAAAAGAAUCACAUGAACAAACAGAGAAUGAAAUCGAAUCGUCCGAACUAAUCGUGUGUGCUGAAGACGUAUGUCAACCAAAUAUUUCUGAAAUCGACUCGCAUUGGUCGGUUGUUUCUGACAUUGAGUCAUAUCCGAAAGCUACUGUCUUUAAAAUUGAAACACGUCAACGAGUCGCUUCCGAGCUGCAGCCAGGUUUCCAGGAGAUUUGUGAAGUGGAGGUUGAUCAACUAAUUAGUUCUUGUCAGUAUUUAUCUCCUGAGAGGGAGUCUCUUCAAGCCAAUGCCGGCGACAUCAAGAUGAAACAAAGUGUCGUUUGUGAGCCUGAAUCAUCAAAACCAUACAAAACGGAACCUCUUCAAACACACGUGUGCCCUAUAGAUAUUUGUGAAUCUAGUGUUUUUGCAACUGAAUCACAUUUGAGUAACAUCUCAGAAAUAAAGUUGCAUAAAAACGACGCUUGUGAAAUCGAUUCAAGGCAGUUUGCUUGGGCUGAAACCAAAGAGCGUCAACCAACUUUGAGUGCACUUCAGACAUAUCACCUAAACCUCUGUGAAGCCAUACCGCGUCAGGAUGAGGUGUGCAUUCAUGAGGUAUGUAAGAUUAGAGAAUGUCAUUCGGCUCUUGACGAAAUCACAUUGUGUCCUCCACUUUUCUGUUGCAAAAAGCUUGGUACUUGUCAAAUUAAUGAUCGACCUCAGUUCGGAAUACAUCAAGUGGAAUUAAAAGACAACAAACAGAGUGGUGUUAAAUGUUGCCAAAGGCCUGUAGAUAGACCGGACUCCUGGCAAACCGAUAUGAGCGGUCUGAAUUUCCAGUCGACUACUUUAGGUGGGCCUGAAAUGCGUCAGUCGACUACAAGUACAAGUACCUUUGCGUCAUGUUUUCCCAGCGAGUGUGACCUAGAGUUAUGCCACCCCACUUUGUGCGAGAGUAAGUCAUGCCAAAACGAUAACUGUGAACUGGAAGCUGAAGAGCAUCGUCCUGAUAAGAUCUUGAAUUUUGACUCUUUUCAUGGUAAAGGUUUUGGUCGUGGUGAUCAAGAACAUACCCCUGCUAAUGAUAACAAAAACGGUAGCAAAGUAGGGAAAAGCAAACCAAUUACAGAGUCUCUUGUUACCCCAAACAAACAUUAUGGCACGUCACAUAUGAGUGAUCUCGUGCGAAGCGAGUCAGUCCUCAUACCCACAUUAAUUUCACAAGCAUGUGAAACAAAAAGUCCACCAUCCGGCAAUCCUAGUUUGGAGACUGUGAAGAGUGAAACAAAAACGAUAUCCAAGGCAUUAAAUGAGCGCACCAUUAGUGAAAGGCGUGCCGAAAACUCAGUUCAACCGCCCACUUCCGAGGUCUCAAAAUGUGUCCCAAUAAACUGUGGUCACUCACAGGAAUACGCAAGAGUUUGUAUAGAAUAUGAGAGAGACAGUGCGUGUAAUUAUGGAAAGGAUAGUAAAGGGAGAUGUUUAAAUAGGGUUGUAACUUACCCAGUGCCCACGUUGCUCAAAGACACAACAGAACUUGGGAUAUGUGUGGGAAAAGUGGAUACCCGGUCCUUUAUUGUAGAUGAAGACGAGAAAUCACCCAAAACUCAACAUGUAGCAGAGGAAGUGGACAACACAAAAGGGGGUGUUCAUGUCCCUCUAUGUGUUCCCAUCAGCAAAGUCCAGUCUAAAGAUGAGUCCAACACCACCAGAACUCCGACGUCGGUGUCUCUCUGUGAUGAACCUUGGAGCUCAAACACAACGGAUCUCGUAACUGCAAGGACAAGUCCUCAAGAAAACAAUGACUUUCCUUCUGUAACAAACUUCCACACACAACCUGUUCGUGACUCCAGUUGUUCUCAUACAUGGGAACAAGUCACGGGUUCUUUAGACAGUCAAACGUGUCCAGACAAACACUUUGUAGGAAAAUCUGUGAAUCGUUUUGCUGAUACAAUACUAAAUCUAAAGAAUAAAAAUACCAGCAAACUAGAGAAAAAUGUGUCCGGAGAAAAUGUCAGUUCUCUGUGUGCUGACACUUUCGAUGCUAGGGAAACAGAGACCGAAAAACUCAAGUCUGGGAAAAGUAAUGAGACCCAAGGAAGGUUGAGUUCGUCGAUCUCGAGCUACCAUACGGGUAAGGAGCUUUCCAAAAAGAAGGGGAAACAUGAGAGUAAACUUGCGUCUCAAGUCUCUGGUGAAGAGUUAGAGCGGUCGAAGCACAAACAGAGAGAAGCGGGCUUACGUUCUUCAAAAACGGGCUGUCACAUAGCUGGAAAAAACAAAAGAGGGUUGACAGAUGACACUGGAAUGAUGCCCAAGGGGGAUGUAAGUAGACCGAAAAAUAAGACUUCAAAGGGGCUCAGAUUUUUUAUAUAUCAAAACAGUCUUCCGAGAUCAGACGGUGGUCACCCAGGCCUCUCCCCUCAAAACAGUGUACUUGUAAGUAAUUCUAAAGGCCUGACGUCACUUGCCAAACCAGCUACCAAACUAAAAUCGCCCAAACCCACUCUCUCUCCAUCAUCAAACGUUGUAUAUAGGCUAAACGAAGUGUGGCUAGAGAAACAAAAGCAUGCCGCCAGACUGAAGAGAAAGAGAAGAAACUCUUCUCCACGAAUGAAAACGCAGAAUUACCCAGUAUUUUCUUUCCAGUCUAAAUUAAAUCCUGUUACUCGUGAAAAGAGUAGUUGUGGUAGAAAGCCAAAACGUGAGAGAAAAACGGACUAUAACGAGAGCACGCGUUACGAUUCUCCAGCGCCAGCGGAAAAAGUAAGUUGUUCAAAGUGCCUGUCGACGUCUCCUUCUAUCAACAAAGGGAAAUACUACAGCCCUGCGGCCAGUCUCAACAGCAAGUCGUCUAACACCCGGCCCUUCAGAUCCCCAGACAGGAAAGCCAGGCGAGACACGAAGGCUGGCGAUUCACGGUCGUCGACAUCGGUGGAAGUGGUGUCCGCAGAGAGCUGGGGGUUGGUUGAGGUCCCUUUGGUCAAGGCACGAGUCCGCGGUCGGUCGUCCACUGCAGAGGUAGAUGCCAAUCCUUUCGCAUCUGAACAGCAAGAACUGUUUGAGGACGUUAGUAUGAUAGAGCCUAACUUCGAGGCAAUUGCUUACGGGUCGGACACGUCACAUAUCGCGGAUUCCGAAAGGGCCUCUUGUUGUAUACAUCAUACCAGUCCCUUCCACCAAAAGGGCAAACGAGUGUUAGGUUCCCAAAGACCAGUAUUCAAAUCGUUGUCCUCUUCCUCAGUGAGUUCAGAUACUGUGCAAUUCUACGACACGUUCGAUUCAAACUCAUAUCUGUGAAUAGAAAAUGAUCCAACAAUAUGUUUUAAGACUUCUGGGUAUGUUUUUUUUUAAGAUCAUGAUUACUGUUUUUCUACCCCAGCAGAGGCGGGGAUAAUAAUGCUGUCAAACCUGUACACGACGACCAUCCAUUGUCAAGAUUGUCAAGAAGGAGAGUGGUCAUCUUAGACAGGUGAUCCUCUUGGGCAGUGACAGUGAACAUAGUAUGCGAGUGGGUGGUUGGCGGGAGCACUGGUGCUGUUUGCCUCAUCUUUCCUGUAAACCUCUAUAGUCCUCAUUUCUCUUCCUUUUCUUUGUAUAUUACUCUCUAGUAACGCCUGUAGUCUUAGGCACUUAUCCUAUUAUGUGUUUCAAGUGCCGUAAAACUCUUACUAGAACUUAAACUGAACACGAUACGUUUGUAGAAAAAACACAAGGUGGUUGGGGAGGGAGGGGGAAUGGGACGUGGUUAUUUGUACAGGUGACUGUCUUGGACAAGUUUCCGUUAUAGCAGGUUGGACUGUUGCCUGUUGCCUGUUGCUCGUUGCGUUGUCAACAACAGAUGCAUCUGUUCUACUGGUGGAGGUCUUUCUCACACUUCGCCUCUUUAUCUCUCUCUUUUGUUUUUGGUAAGUGUUUUACGGCGCUCGCAACUGCAUA